GGUGUAGGUCCGCCGCCGUGUUGUUAUAACUAUAACAUGUUCUUAUAGCGGGUUUUCCGUCGUGUUGUUAUAGCAUGUUCUUAAAGAGAAGCAAACACUAUAGUUCAGGAGGUGACACUUAGCAACUUCUCAUGCGUUACUAGCUAUGUUUUUUGGUUUGCGGCAUUUGUAGUGUCUAAAAUACCGACACACUUACCUCACAGCUAACAGUUAGCUAGCUAAUCCACAAAUGCGGUCAGUGUUAUCCAGCUGCAAUACGAGAGGUAACGUUAGCUUAAAGCGCAACGUCGGUCUACCCGUUCUUAGCUCUGAAACUGGCCGUUAUGGUAGGCGUCCGCUGGGCGUUCCGGUGUGGUUCGUGGACGCCGACCCGGUCGGAGUGGCUGUUGGCGGCCCGGUGUGUGCAGCGCGAAGAGAAAGAGCGAAUCGGACAGUUCAUGUUUGCCAAGGAUGCCAAAUCAGCCAUGGCUGGCAGGUUGUUGUUGAGGAGGUUGGUGUGUGACAGGAUGGGUGUUCCCUGGGCUGAUAUCCGCUUGGAGCGUUCUCCCAGAGGAAAGCCCUACCUGGCCAACCCAGCCUGCUCCAGCCCUGAAUCCGUGGGCUGGAGUUUUAACAUCUCCCAUCAGGGUGACUACGCUGUGCUGGCUGCAGAGCAGGGGCUGCAGGUCGGGGUGGACGUGAUGAAGACCACCAUGCCAGGUAGCAGUUCUGUGCCAGAGUUUUUCCGUAUCAUGACGAGGCAGUUUACUGAUUAUGAGUGGAGUGUUAUCCGCAGAGCAGGGUCGGAAUGGGAGCAACUGACCAUGUUCUACAGACACUGGGUGUUGAAGGAAAGUUUCAUAAAGGCGAUUGGCACAGGGCUGGCCUUUAAUCUACAGAGGGCAGAGUUUCACCUGUCACCUGAGCCAAUUGCAGACGGAAAGGUGUGUCGCCGGACCACAAUGCACCUGGAUGAGGAAGAAGAGGAGGUCUGGACCUUCGAGGAGACUGUAUUGGGUAAGGACCACCAUGUUGCUGUGGCACUGAGGCCCAGGCAUACAGUCAGAUCUGUGGUGAGUCAUAGCCUGCCCCUCCCCCUGCCAUCACCUAUCCUCCCCCCUCCUUCACCUUCCUCUCCUUCAGUGACCUCAUCAGCAUGGCCACACCCCUCUUUGAAGAAGACUCCGCCUACUGGGAGAACUUCCAGAAAAAGGCUGAAGCCCCGGAAAGACAGAGACUCACAGCUACAGUAUGAGGACCGUACAGGAAGAGUUGGUGAACACCAGGGUUGGUGUGACUGAGGCAUCUGGAGGAGCUGGCCACUCUGACAACAAAUCAGGCUUAAGCAUUGAAAUAAUGUUGGUCCUCAGACCCACCCAGGGUCAAUUUGUUAAUCAAAUGCCAGUGAUGAAAAGAGUUCCAUGACUGCAAAUUGCUCUUAAUCAUGGUAUUGGAUGAUAAUAAAGCAACCACAGUAAUACUAUGUAAGGUGUGUGUGUGUGUGGGGGGGGGGGUGGUAUUGAUUUUGUAGGUUGCAAUCACCUGAAUUGAUUGUGGUCAUCUGUCAUUACUACAGUGUUGUUGACCAACCUCCCUAUAAUGUGAUUAAAGGUUUGUAUGGCUUCUUA
Messenger RNA from Salmo salar (Atlantic salmon), 1607 nucleotides. Lineage: Eukaryota; Metazoa; Chordata; Actinopteri; Salmoniformes; Salmonidae. The record is from RefSeq and is a predicted model, not a curated record.